Mandrillus leucophaeus (drill) is the source of this 591-nucleotide messenger RNA. Its product is annotated as putative RBAK downstream neighbor protein. Bases 252 to 512 code for a protein of 86 amino acids. NCBI's taxonomy places the organism in Eukaryota, Metazoa, Chordata, Mammalia, Primates, Cercopithecidae. The record is from RefSeq and is a predicted model, not a curated record. The transcript is spliced from 3 exons.
GCGUUAACAGUUGGUGGGCAUGGCUUGAGCUCGAGGGCGUGGCCAGCACGCGGGGGCGUGGCUCUGGCUCGUGUAGGCGUCCGAGCUCCAGGGCAGCUCUGGGGCAGAACUGUCUGGAUCUAACAAUCCCUGGGGAGCCGGAGACCGGUGACCGCCGCCCGGCCCGCAGGCCAUGUGGCCCCCGCUGUUGCUGCUGCUGCUGCUGCUCCCGGCCGCCCCGGUCCCCACCGCCAAGGCCGCUCCCCUCCCAGAUGCUAACACCCAGGAAGGCCUUCAGAACCUGCUUCAAGGAGUCCAGGCUGGCGGAGACGGAGAGCUGCAGGCCGACUCACACCUGGCCCCGGGCUCUGGCUGUAAUAAUGGGGCUGUGGUGGCCACGCGACCAGAAAGCCGGGGAGGAAGACCUGCGGCUCCGUGAGAGGCAUCCAGGGCUGCAGGCCAGGGCGACAGGCUCCGGGGAACAUGGGGCUUCCCCUGUCCCCUCCCAAGGAGUGUGGGCCUCAACGCAUUGACAGGGGACAGCUGUGUGCCCUCUCCAGACCCCACCCUCAGCACCAUUUAUUAGAAAUAAUAAAGUUCUUUGUUAACUAG